Messenger RNA from Scleropages formosus (Asian bonytongue), 4045 nucleotides. It is a transcript of the gene gpr155a, whose product is annotated as G protein-coupled receptor 155a. Gene Ontology annotation, biological process: intracellular signal transduction; negative regulation of BMP signaling pathway; transmembrane transport. Gene Ontology annotation, cellular component: membrane. The transcript is spliced from 16 exons. Lineage: Eukaryota; Metazoa; Chordata; Actinopteri; Osteoglossiformes; Osteoglossidae. The record is from RefSeq and is a predicted model, not a curated record. The coding region runs from base 183 to 2657 and encodes 824 amino acids.
CGGAGUCAUUUUCUGUCAGCCGUUCGGAUGUGCAGUGACGGCACUGCUAACGAACUAGCCACACACCGGUAAAGGAGUUUUUCAUUCUUCAGCGAGUCGGAUUUGUGUGGUGGCCGAUGUUGUCGUUACCAUCAUCGCCGUCAUACAGCAGCGCCGGUCCCUGAGGGUCCAUAACCACAGCCAUGAUAGGGGACGCAGUUGGCAGCCGCUAUGGGCUCAACCAUUCCCACAGCUUCUCUGGGUCCCCCACAGCCAUGUCCAUCGACAAGCUCUUCCCUGCACUGCUUGAGUGCUUCGGGAUCAUCCUGUGUGGGUACGUGGCAGGUCGUGCCAACAUCAUCACGUCCACGCAGGCCAAAGGCCUGGGCAACUUCGUGUCCAAGUUUGCCCUGCCGGCACUCCUCUUCAAGAACAUGGUGCUGCUGGACUUUGGCAACGUCGUCUGGUCCUUCCUCUGGAGCAUCCUCAUCGCCAAGGUGUCAGUGUUCAUCAUUGUGUGCGUGCUCACUCUGGUGGUUGCCGGCCCAGAGAGUCGCUUCAGUAAAGCCGGCCUUUACUCCAUAUUCGCCACUCAAAGCAAUGACUUUGCUUUAGGAUACCCGAUUGUGGAGGCCUUGUACAAGAACACCUAUCCAGAGUACCUGCAGUACAUUUACCUGGUGGCUCCGGUGUCCCUCAUGAUCCUCAACCCUAUUGGGUUUGCCUUCUGUGAGAUCCAGAAGUGGCGGAACAGUCAGGACCAACAGCACAACAAGUUGCGGAUUGUGGGCGUGGUGAUCCUGCAGGUUCUGAAGAAUCCCAUUGUAUUCAUGGUGGUCGUUGGCCUUGUUUCCCACUUUCUGCUGGGCCACAAGAUCCCUGUUGUCAUGCAGGAGUUUGUGGAUGGCCUUGCAAACUCUUUCGGCGGGGCGGCUCUGUUCUACCUGGGCUUGUCCAUGGUGGGCCAACUCAGGAAGUUCACCAAGUCUACUGUGGUGGCAUUGAUUCUUCUCAUCACUGCUAAAUUGUUAGUGAUGCCAUUGAUCUGCCGGGACAUGGUGGAGCUGCUGGACUCAAACAGCAGUAGUCCUCAAAACCACACCAGCCUCUCCAACUAUGCAUUUCUCUAUGGCGUCUUCCCCACAGCCCCCAGUGUGGCUAUCUACGCCUCCCAGUACAACAUGGAACUUGAAGUUAUUACCUCAGGGAUGGUAAUAAGCACAUUCCUGUCCGCACCUAUUAUGUAUGUCUCCGCUUGGUUACUGACAAUCCCAUGGAUGGACCCAAAGCCAUUGGUGACUGCGCUGCAGAACGUCAGUUUCAACAUCAGUAUCGUCAGUUUAGUUGCUCUGGUUUGGACCAUUGCCGUCAUGCUCCUGAGCAAGAAGUUCAAGAGACUUCCGCACAUGUUCGCCAUGAACCUGUUUUUGGCGCAGUUUCUGGUCUGCAUUGGCAUGAUCUUGUGGAACUUCAUCGUGAAGCAGGACAACUUCAUUGGACAGGUGUUGACAUUCACGCUGCUGUACGGUUCUCUCUACAGCACCUAUGUGUGGACAGGUCUCAUAUCUCUGUCCCUCGUCCUGAUGAAGAAGAACAAUGAAAUGACUGUCCCCCCUGGUAUUUUUCCGAUCCUGGGCUGGGGAGUGCCAGCACUCACAAUGGGGAUCCUGCUCAUAGUUGCAGAGAGCGUGCCUGGCACCAUUGACUCAGCCUUCUUCUACGGACGGACUCAGAUCAUCAGCACCGCAGUGGUGCAGUCUUGCAGCAUCCUGCUGGGAGGCUGCUCUCUCAUGGGUCUCAGUCGGGGCACCCAGGACCUCAGCUACCAGGUCCUCGAACGGGGCUCCACCUCAGGCACCACAGAAGACCUGCAGCCCGAAAACAACCUGGAGGACCAGACCGUUUUGCAGUCAGGGACAAGAGGAGGCUGCAUUAAUGGAGAGUGCCAGAUGUGUGAGUGCGCUCAGCCGCAGCCCAUGCCCGACAUGAUCGUCAGCACCCACGUGAACGACACAUCCUGCCUGCAGCCAGGUGAGUGCACGGCACCGUGCGAGUCGCCCCACUGCCUGCUGGUCCAGGAGGAGGAGCGCCUGCAGCAAGCGGCCGAUCGCCAGGUGGCUCGCCACACGCUGCUUUGCCUGCUGCUCACCGUUAGCCUGUUGGCUAACUUGUCCAGCUGUCUGUGGUGGCUCUUUAACCGAGACCCUGGGAGCCUCUAUUUAGAGCUGCAGUUCUUCUGUGCCAUUGCCAAUUAUGGACAGGGCUUUAUUUCAUUUGGGAUUUUUGGACUGGACAAGCAUUUAAUUAUAAUACCAUUCAAAAAAAGGCUGGCGAGUCUGUGGCAAGGGCGCGAGAGGGUGGAAGAGCCCCAGGCUGCUCUUCCUGAGGAGAUCAGACUGACGUGCACGCAGUUCAUCAGGUACCACAAGGACCAGUGCGUGCAGGACAUCGUCCAGAAGAGGAGGUGUGGAGAGAGGACCGUGGUGGGCACCUUUCUGGGCAGCGAGCUGGUGGAGUGGCUGCUGAGGGCGGGAGUGGCACGGGACCGGGGUGAGGGGCUGCUCUACGGCACCCAGCUGGAGCAGGGCGGGGUGCUCCAACACGUCGCCCGCGAGGUCGGCUUCCAGGACGACAGCCUGCACUACCGCUUCACGGAGGGCGGCAGGCUGGCGAGGUAGCACCAGGAUGUGGCGUGUGCACCUCUCACGCAUGGGAGGACAACUGGAUUAGCGCAGGGUUGCAGGGACUGUCUGUAACUGUCCGGCACGUAGCCGAAUAACGUAACGAGUAGCUGCUUUUAACUUUGGUUGCAUGGUGGGAAUUUAUGAGUGGAACUGAAGAAUGUGAACAAUUGCACUGUUUUUCCUCAGACUUGGACGUCUUGGAGGAAAACAUGUCAAACAGAUGCCUGUAGCUGUCACAGGUCACGAGUUAGGGUUAGGGUUUACAGCUUUAGUGAGCUCGGACAUGCUCGCUCAGAUGUUAUGAAUUCUUGUUUUUUUCUUCUCCUCGUAGCCUUUUCUCUCUCUAUUCAUGACUGAUCUUCUCUGAGGACAUUGCUGCAGGUGUACACAUUUUUUGGGCUUCCGUCCAUUGACCUGCCUUCUAGGGUAAAUGUUUUGUGCAGCACCGGGCAGGGCACAUAUCUGCGAUUCACACCUCGUCCUGCUAUGGUGGCAGUGGCCACAGUGACACUGUACCAGCAAUGAUGUCUUGUACUGAUUAGCACCUGUGAUUCACAUAUGGGGUAUUCACUAAUGUCAUUGAGCGUUAUUUUCUCUUCCACACCUAUGAGAAUUAGGUCACAGUUAUAAUUGGUUACUUUAUGACCAUUGAGGCAUCUUAUGCUCAGCACUGAAUUGCAUCCAUUGGAUUAAUUGCAGUUUAAACCCUAAAAAUGACAUGAAACUGACUGAAAUUUAAAAUGCUGCUGUCAUUUCAUUGUAAACUCCAGUCCACUUCAUCCAUCACUUAAAGUUUACCGAAUUCCUUUUUGUAUUGAUAACUUUUUCAAGUUUCUCUUCAUGCAAGCACUAACCUUCAUGUGUGCAGUGUGGCAAGGAGCUUCCUCUUCCACAAGUUUAAGGGUGAUGGACAUGAUUUCAUGGGCUGUUCUGAGUUCAGGAAGAAAGUCUUGUUCAGGUUAAAUAAUCUAUGUAAUAAGCAUAAUCCAUAAUUACUAGAAGUGUUACAAUGCAUCCAAGAGGAGUUAUGUACUGUAAGGAUGGAGUGAAUUUUAGCAAGAAAUCAGGAGGACCCAUCGUGUUCACUGACCAUCGGUGGUGUAUUUAGGCAGCUGGAGUUUGUAAAGGCAAAUGUAAGGGAGCAUAACACAUUUCUCUAAUAACAGAGCUACUGAUAUAGGUUGCAUGUGGAAAAUAUGUGCUUAACUCAUUUUAAAGAUGUUUCUCCUGUUGAAGUACUCAGGUAAACCAUGUUACCAAGCCAGAUUUUUGUUUUGCUUGUGUAAUGUCGGUACUAUGACGGACGCCCUGUUAAGCUUCUGUUUCUCACUGGUGAGAGCUGACAUUUCUGAGGGGUUCUACUUGAUUCGUUCUCAUGUUUG